CGGAAGCGCCGCCCCGGCCCGCCCCCCCCCUCCGCCCGCUGCCUCCCUCUCUCUGUCCCCGCACGCCGCCCACCCGCACGCACACCCCAGCAGCCGCAGCAUGACCGACUGACACCGACGGACAGACGGACAGACGGAUUGACAGCCGGCUUGGGGCGAGCGGCCCCGGCCGCAUCGUUCUCCCGGCGAGCCAGCAGCAAGCGGGCGGGGAGGUGGCGGCGGUGGCCGCCGCAGGGGUCCCCAGCCCCCGCCGGUGGAGCCCGGCCAGAUUAGUGUAUUGGCUGCGAAGAAUUGCAAACGCUUCGUGCCCUGAUGGGGGACUCAGGAUCCAGACGAUCAACUCUAGUAUCUCGGUUGCCAAUAUUCAGGAGAAGUAUUAGCCGGAGACACGACUCCCUUCCUUCCUCACCUUCCUCUGCUAGUGCCGUGGGUGUCCACACCUCCUCCCCAUCCAGCACUAACUCCAGCUCAGGGAGCACAGGCAAGCGCCGGAGUAUUUUUCGGACUCCUUCUAUUAGCUUCCAUAACAGGAAGGGGAGUGAACAGAAGCCUGACUCCACCAGCCAAAAUGUUAACAUCUCAAAUGGUGCCCAGUCCUCCUCUCUCAGCACUUUUCAAAAACUGAGCCUAGACGAACACAUUAAAAGUAGAGGAAAGCAUUCAGUUGGGUUUGGCAGCUCACGUAGCAAGAAGAUAACAAGGUCUUUGACAGAUGAUUUUGAAAAGGGAAAGGAGCCCUCAGCUAAUAAGAAUGUCUUUAUAAAUUGUAUAAGCUCUGGGAAAAAUGAGGGCGAUGAUUCUGGCUUUGCAGAGGAGCAAAGCCGAUGCUCUGUCAAACAAUCCACACGGAAACUUCUCCCUAAAUCUUUCUCAUCGCACUACAAGUUUUCCAAACCAGUUCCGCAGAGUCAAUCCAUUUCCUCUGUGCAGCAGUCUGGAUGCGUGCUGGAGAUUAAAUCGUAUGUUGAAAGUGAACCGGUGAUUGCCAGGUCCUCUUCUCCCUGCUCGGCUGAGACGACGGAGUGCGUGGGAAGCACGUUGCAGUCCCCACUGCUCUCGGCCGACCUCACGGCUGCCCAGACGCCCUCAGACUUCAUAGCCUUGACAGAGGAUUCUGUUUCGGAGGUUGAUGCUCUGCCCAGCAGUGGGAAUGGAGUGCUGCUGGCAGAGGAUUUUGGCCACAAUGUCUCUACCUCUCAGAUCUUCUUUAAUCCUGCUGCUGGUCCGGUGAGGGGAACAGAUUACGUGGAAAGUACGUGCCAGUCUGCUGGUGGUGUAUCUCCUGUGAGCCGCACAAGCUUUUGUAGUGUUGAAUCUAAUACCUUAUUCAAAACCUCAGCUGCUAAUCAAACAAAAGUAUCAUUGCAAGCCAAUGAACUAUGUAUUACAGAUACCAGGCACAUAGGAGAAGUUAACUCAGCAAAGACAGAGUUAGAAACCUUUGGGUUACAGCACAGAGAAGAACCGGUGAUGCACUCUCCAAUGGCACAGGGGUUGAGUAGGGACCAAGAUGAAAGCACUCUAGCUAAGCACACAAAAGAAACAGUUCCUGUAAUGGAGUCUAAGAUUAUUCAAUGUUCUGAACCUCAGUCCCUUAAAACGCAACUGGGAUAUGAAACAAACCAUCCUAAAGUUGAUCUUGCCAAUAGCUUCAGUCCGUACCGAGAUGGCAGAUUUAUUGAGAAGCGACUGAGGUCCUCUUCAGAAGGUACUGCUGGAAGCAGUCGGCUGAUCAUAAAACCAAAGGAUGGAAAUUCAGAAGAGCUUAACAGCCUACGGAAGCAGAGAGCAAGCUCAUCUUCUUCAAAAAUGAACAGCAUGGAUGUUUUGAAUAACUUGGGUUCCUGUGAGUUGGAUGAAGAUGACCUAAUGCUUGACUUGGAGUUUGUAGAAGAACAACAUCACCAUCGUUCCGUUUGCCGGGAAGACUCAUACCAGUCAAUAGUCUCAUGUGCUGCUGUAGUACUUACCCCUGUAGAGACGACAGUGGAUACAAGCAAAAAAGAACGGACAAUAAUGCCUGAUGUGUCUAAACAGAACCUAUCUCUGAAGCUGUCAAAGGAGGUAGACCAAGGAGAAGCCAGGUACCCACGUGUUAGCCAGCUGGCUGGUAGCCCAUCCGUGGAGUGGCCUUUUACUGGUCUGGAAGAAGGCGGAGGCAUUGAAUCUUUGCCCUUCAGACUGAUGCUUCAAGAUUGCACAGCUGUAAAGACAUUGCUACUGAAAAUGAAGAGGGUUCUUCAGGAGAGUACAGACAUGAGUCCGGCUAGUAGCACCACCUCACUCCCUGUUAGCCCUCUUCCUGAGGAGCCAUUACUCUUCAAGGAUGGAAUUAAAGAUGAAUGUUCGGUGCUGAAGUUGCAGCUGAAGGAGAGAGACGAACUCAUAGCCCAACUUCGCGAGGAGUUGGAAAAGGCUCAGUGUUUGCAGAAGGCUUUUGUUUCCCAAGCAGAUAAAUCCACGCAGACAGAACUUGUAGGCCAUGAUGUUACAUAUCCAAACAGAAUGGUGAACCAAAAUCUCAGCACAAGGGACAGAAAGUCAGUACAUACUCCCACAGAGGACCCUUUUAGAUACUCAGGCAACCGAGCAACAACCUAUGAAAGCAAAAGCUGUCAGCUGUCUAAUUUGUGCCUGAGCAACCUCCUGAAAGAGAAGGAGAUAGUGGAAGUCAUCAAGCAUACUAGAGGCACAUACGAAACCCUCACUUCAGAGGUCACCCAGAACGGUUUGGCCACCAUGGCACCAAGCACAGCAAAGCCAGCAUCCAAGACAGACAGCUACCCACUCUUCUCAGGAGCUCCAAAAGACCAAACUGCUGUACCUCGGCAACAUACCACUUUCACAGGGAGACUUGGCCAGCCUCCAAGGGGACCCAUCUCUUUACACAUGUACAGCAGAAAAAAUGUUUUCCUCCACCACAAUUUGCACACAGCAGAGCUGCAGACUUUAGGUCAACAAGAUGGGUAACAGUGCAUUCUUGCCGUGGAAGGAGUGUCAACUGAAAGGAAACAUAAGCUCACCUACAGCUCAGUCUUAAGUUUUCAUCUGCUGCUACCUUUACAUGAAAAAAAAAAUAAAGUAAAAAUUAACAUUGUGUAUAGGUUUCAUACUUUCCCAUGUAGGACUGUAGCAUAUGGAUGAAUUAGAUUGUUAAAUAACUAGAUUGAUUUGUCACGCAAAAGUCGCUAUUGGUAGAAUAAAUGGGAUCAUUUGCCUGGCACUGAUAGUCCAAAAUUGGCUAAGUAUUUUUUUCUUUUGUCUUUAUAAGCCACCAACACAACCUGAAGUUCUAGAAGGUGAUCUUAAUACUAUGUAUGUUUAAUAAUUUUACUGUUAAAGUAGAUGUGAGGAAUGAAUAGGUACAUAAUUAGUAAAUCCACUUGAAAUUCAUAUGGACUAGGGAAACAGUCAGAAGUCUCUGAGGACCACCCUCUUCUUAAAACUACAAUAAAAUUUACUCACUUGUAGAGGUGUGUUACCACUUCUUGCUGUAUGUAUUUUACGAAUGCCUCAUGCCACAAGUAGAGGAAGUAACUGAUUUUCUUCCUCUAACAGGAAAUCAUAGAGGCUCACUGGAUAUUUGAAUCAGAAUAAUUGGAAUACAUUCUGAGGAUGGCAGCCUGAUUUCUUGAGUUUCCUUUCCUUCUCCCUGCCCUUUUCUGGCUAAAUUUGUUCUACUUUUUUGUUCUAUGGAGACAUGUCACAUUGUGGUGAUGAUUGUGCUCUGCAGACACUGUCGCUCAUGACACAAUUUGACAGUCUAUGUAUAUAAAAUGCAUCAUAUAAUUUCAUUUCACUUGCCAAAACAAAAACAAAAAAAAAUCGAUCAAACAAAAGGUGAAAGACUAAAUUAAGAGAAAUUGUCUUAUUACCCAGUCCAAAUUAUCUGUGUAAAUUGUGAUAUUUGUAGACCAUAUCUGCACUUAAUGACCUAGUUUAUACCAACUCAGCAGGUUUGCUCAUCUUAAUAUAUUACAUGCAAGUGAGAUGAAUCUAAUGCUACCUGACAUGCAGCAUGCUGGUCUCAAGGGAAUGUAAAUUCAUCUGAUCAUGCUACGGAACCUGAAGACUUUUCAAUACCAGAAGAUCCUGUUUUCCCCUUUCAUAGGGAUUGAAAACAGGCAUCUCAAACAAGAUGUUCUAAACAUGUGGCAUUUACUAAACUUGACACUUAGUUUGCAACCUCCAGCAGGUAAUCUGUUUAAAUGAUAUUAGCAUGUAUAGUUAGCUGCUUUUAAGUAAUCCGGCACGUUCAAGUAUGAUAGAGGCAGAUCAGAUAAAAGUCACCUCUGUCUUUAACUGGCGAUGAAUAAUGAAAGGCAAGAGUAUGGCACAUUCCCACACAAAGAAACAAACUAGUGUGACAACUGAAGUAGCAUACAAUGAAAAAUGGAGCUUCUGUAACCACUAAUAAUGCUGUAACUUUUAAAGGUAAAUCCCAUAGGGCAUAUAAAAUGAAUUAACAGCAUAGAUUUUAACUAGUUUUACAAACAUCUGCUUAACUACUUAAUAUUCAGAUGAAUACAACAAUUGGUUAGAUUAAGAAACAAUUAGAUUAUGAACUUGGCAGAUUCUCUGCAAAGCCAUUUUAGCAGUCUGAACUUUCGGGACUAUAUUUAUUGAUUUUAAUUUGGUUAGAGUAAAUUUGAUGACAUCAUCUGAUGUUGAAGAGAGCAGGUUUUGUCUACAUAUGAUAUGGGGGUAAUUUUGGGUGUCCAUACAAAUCAAUAUAAACAUUUGCCAAAAGUGUUCAUGUUUUUAUACAUGUGGGUGUGUGUUGCUACUGCCAAAACUUUAAAAAGAAUAAAAUAAAAAUAAAAUGCAAAAACAGUUUGAUCAAAUGAACUAUGGGUAUACAAGACUCCCAGGCCUGCACUGAAACUCAUAGUUUAAAUUCUACCAAAAAAAAA
This is a messenger RNA of Anas platyrhynchos (mallard), 4913 nucleotides long. RefSeq names its product coiled-coil serine rich protein 1 (gene CCSER1). Lineage: Eukaryota; Metazoa; Chordata; Aves; Anseriformes; Anatidae. The record is from RefSeq and is a predicted model, not a curated record.